ACAUAUUUACUGAACGUCCGCCGGUGGUGGUUGGGGGUCCUGCAGUGAACAAAACCAGUUCCUACCCUUGGCAAGCUUCCGCUCCGGGGCGCAGGUGGCAGGCUUUGCCACCAAACUUGGACCCUCCCUGCCCGGCCUCGGGAGCGGUGGCAGGACCCGUGGAGCCCUGGGGCCACGGCGCUGGAAGCUUUGGGGAACAGUGGGGAGGUCCCUCGGAGCGGGCUCACUGCCAGUGGCAUCUCUGAGCAGGUCGAGCGGCCCGCUCUGGCUGGCAGGACAGUCCUGGCAUCGCUGAAGGAGAGCAGGUGGGGACGGCCGGGGCUCUGCGUGACCUCCCCGUGUGCCACACGUUGGGCACAUACGUAGGUACCUCACCUCACAGGUGAGGAAACUGAGGCCCGCAAUUGUGACAUGUCCACCUAGCAAGAGGCAAGGCUGGGGUUUGAACCGAGAUCAGACUCCAAAGGUUUGUGCCCUGAACUCUUGGGCAGUGACACCGAGCCCUGGAACUAAUCCCCUUUGUGAGGUGGCCCUGGGAGUUGGCAGUGGUUCCGUCCUGCUGGGGGAGGGGCAGGCAGAAGCCAGGGUCAGGGACCUGAGGAGAUGGUUCUCGCCAUGCUGGGGGCUCUGUACCCGAGGGCCGGGCUGAGCCUCUUCCUCCUGGACCUCGUCUUGGCAGCCGCACUCCUCGGCCCCCAGCCACCGAGGCCUCAGCGAUCUGUUCCUGAAGAACUUUCAGGCCCUCUAGAACUCUCGCAGCCAUUUUCCGGCCUGGUGGAUGACUAUGGGAUUCGACCCAAGCACCCCUGGCCACGAGGGCCUCGACCCCUGCUCUCCCAGGCCCAGCAGCGCAAGCGGGAUGGGCCAGACAUGGCAGAGUAUUACUACGACGCACACCUGUGACGGGAGCCCCUUAUAAAGCUAUUCUGGGCAGCAAA
Molecule: messenger RNA, 938 nt
Organism: Panthera uncia (snow leopard)
Lineage: Eukaryota; Metazoa; Chordata; Mammalia; Carnivora; Felidae
Gene: FREY1
Product: Frey regulator of sperm-oocyte fusion 1
Exons: 3
Coding region: 604-903 (99 amino acids)
Source: RefSeq, a predicted model, not a curated record